AUGGUCAAUGAGGCUGGUAGGGCAGUAUGGCCAGAAAAAGAGACGCAGAGGGAGGAAGAGGAACAGAAAGUUACAAAGAAUACAGAAUGUAUAAGUAAUGAGUUAUUAAGUGGUAGUGAAGUUGCUUUUCCAGAUGAGAAUGAAUUCAGUUUGCAAUGUAAUGAUGAGUUCAGUUUGCUGGGUGAGAGUGAAAUCGAUUUGCAAGGUGAGGAAGAAGAUGAUUUAGUAAGUGAAGAUGAAGUUGAUGUGCAACCUGAGGAGACUUUUCAAUCAAGAAGUAAUGAUUCUUUUUUAAACUCAAAUGAAGACAAAGAGAAGAAAGAAGAACUAUAUAUCGGAAUGGAGUUUAGUUCCGAUGAGAGUGCAUAUAGAGCUUAUGCUAAAUAUGGAGGAAAAUCUGGUUUCAAUGUGAGGAAACAACGCAGGACAAGAAACAAGAAGGGUUUGGUUGUUAGGUUAGUUUAUUGUUGCUCAAAAGAAGGUUUCCGAAAGACCAAAACAAAGGGGGAAACAUCUUAUUCAGUACCAGUUACAAGGGUCGGUUGUAAAGCCCAUAUGAGUUGCUAUCGUCAAAACAACGGAAAAUUAAAGAUUGUGUCGUUUGAGAGGAAUCAUAAUCAUGAGUUGAUUAAAACACCUAUGAAGCAUAUGUUAAAGAUCAAUAGAAGUUUCUCUAAAGCUCAAAAAGAGCAUGCUGAUGAUGCUGAGAUGUCAGGAAUUUCAGCAAAAGCAACAGUUGAAUUGAUGAGUAGAGAAGUUGGAGGACGAGAGAAUCUUGGUUUUAUGGAAAAGGACUAUCGGAAUUACAUACAUCGAAAGCGAAGGCUUGAUGAGGAUGAUAUGAUCACAAAUAUUUUUUGGGCAGAUGAGCGUUCAAUAAGUGAUUAUGGUCUUUUUGGGGAUGUCGUUUGUUUUGACACAACUUAUCAAACUAAUGAAUAUGGUAGACCAUUUGCUCCAUUUGUUGGGGUCAAUCAUCAUAAACAAACAGUGGUGUUUGGUGCAGCUCUAUUAUAUGACGAAACCAUUGAGUCCUUUAAGUGGCUUUUUGAGACUUUUCUUGGAGCGAUGUCUGGAAAGCAACCAAAGACCAUACUUACAGACCAAUCUGCAGCAAUUGCUAGUGCAAUAGCAGAAGUAUUUCCUGUCACUUAUCAUAGACUAUGUAUUUGGCAUAUUUACCAAAAUGCUGCAAAGAGAUUGAGUCAUGUGUUUCACGGAUCACAACAAUUUGCUCAUGAUUUUGGAAAGUGUGUGUAUGACUAUGAGGAUGAAGAUGAUUGGUUAUUAGCAUGGAAUAAUAUGCUCGAGAAGCACAAUUUGAAGGAGGAUAAAUGGUUAAAGAAUUUGUUUGAUGUGAGAGAAAAAUGGGCAUUGCCUAGUUAUGACCUGUUGUGCUUCUUUGAACACUAUGAGAGAGUUUUGGCUGAUCGAAGAUAUGAAGAAUUAAUUGCUGACUUCAAGAUGAUGCAAACUUCUCCUGUGUUAUCUGCUAACGUAGAGAUGUUGCAACAUGCAGAGGAGGUGUAUACCCCAGAAGCUUUUAGACUCUUCCAGCAACAAUACACAAGUAUUGGUGAUUAUGUUGCUAAUAAAGUUAGCAAGUCUGAGAUGCAAUAUGAAUACAAAGUAUCUUAUCGUGGUGUUGCUCGAGAGCAUUUGGUAAAAUUUGAUGCUUCAAUGCAAACAAUAACUUGUAGUUGCAUGAAGUUUAAUUUUGUUGGGAUUUUAUGCCAUCAUGCAAUGAAAGUGUUGGAUAGGAAGAAUGUGAGAAGAAUCCCUCCUACUUGCAUAUUAAAUCGAUGGAGUAAAGAAGCUAAGGCAAGGAGCAUCGCUAGUUAUCAUGGACCAAAGACUAAUGAAAAUUUGAAGCAGUCAAUUGGAAAGCGAUACAGCCAUUUGUGUCGUAAUUAUCGUGAGAUUGCAUCCUUUGCCUCAGAACAUGAGGAACAAAUAGAAAAGAAGAAGAAAUUGUUGAAAGAAGAUGCAUGGGUGAUUCAAACAUCAGAUGUUGGAGCUUUAGAAGGUGAAGUAUCAAAUGCACGUGGAGUUAAAAGAAAAGCUACUGUUGGACGACCACGCGGUCGUCAUGGUAGAUUUAAAGGUGUUCUUGAAGGGAAGAGUUGUAAAGCCACAUCUAAAGCAUCAACAUCUCUAGCAAGUAAAGCCGCAGCAAAGAAACAACUAUCCUUCCAGGACUCUAUUCCUACUAGUGACAAUUGCGAGCAACAAGAAGUCAAUGAAUAUGAAGUUCUAAUGCUUGAUUCAGCAACUCAAGAGUCCAAUCUUAGUGCUGGUACCCAAGUAUCAGUUUAUGGCACAGGUCUAACUUUGUAG
Rosa chinensis is the source of this 2337-nucleotide messenger RNA. RefSeq names its product protein FAR1-RELATED SEQUENCE 5-like. The record is from RefSeq and is a predicted model, not a curated record. The coding region runs from base 1 to 2337 and encodes 778 amino acids. Gene Ontology annotation, molecular function: zinc ion binding. Gene Ontology annotation, biological process: regulation of DNA-templated transcription. The transcript is spliced from 7 exons. Lineage: Eukaryota; Viridiplantae; Streptophyta; Magnoliopsida; Rosales; Rosaceae.